Messenger RNA from Oldenlandia corymbosa var. corymbosa, 429 nucleotides. The record is from the annotation of a GenBank genome assembly. NCBI's taxonomy places the organism in Eukaryota, Viridiplantae, Streptophyta, Magnoliopsida, Gentianales, Rubiaceae.
AUGGAGCCUACUGAGAUGGUUGUACAUAAUGGAGGGUGCCACUGCAAAAGCAUAAGAUGGCGAGUUCGAGCACCAGCCAGUGUGGUUGCCUGGCAAUGUAACUGUUCUGACUGCUCCAUGAGAGGAAACACUCAUUUCAUUGUCCCUGCUGAAAGAUUUGAGCUUCUCGGUGAUUCAAAACAGUACUUGACUACGUAUACCUUUGGUACUCACACUGCUAAACACACUUUCUGCAAGAUUUGUGGCAUAACCUCCUUUUAUGUGCCCCGAUCAAAUCCAGAUGGUAUAGCUGUCACCUUCAGAUGUGUGGAUUCUGGGACGUUGAAACAUGUUGAGAUCAAGCAAUUUGAUGGUAUCAAUUGGGAGGGUUCUUACCAUCAAACCGACAUUACGUCUUGCUCGAAAGUGCUGGCUAAAGAGGAUAAAUGA